AAUACUCUUAGUUUACCGUAUACCAUUAUCCGGCGACGUGUAUAAUUUACGAAGUAUAACGGACUACUGUACUUGUAACAUUUAAAACAGGUACUAGAUAAAUCUGAAAAAGAAAGGGCACAUAUUCCGCUGAAGAUGAAUUUGGUCGAGGUAAAAAAGUUGAAAGUGGCCGAAUUGCGGGCCGAGCUCCAGCAACGAGGCCUGGACACGAAAGGACUUAAGGCCGACCUUGUACAGCGCCUAAUGUCUGCCAUUGAGGCCGAAUCCCAGGCUGCGUUGUCAGUCGAGGUCGGGGAUGAAGAUGGCCCUGUUGGAGAAGACGAGGUGCGACAGCAACAGGAUGACAACGUUCUGGAACUCUCCACGCCGGCAGGGGAAAUUGUGGCACGAACGGAUAGUCAGUCACCAGCCGGACCAGAGAAACUUACUCGUGAAGAGGACGCCGAAGUUGACAGAAAAGAGGUAACCGAGGUAUGCGAGACAGCCAUCGCUGGUUCAGGUGAAACUGAACAAGCGAUCUCUCCCAGGGCACCAUCACCAGCAGCAGAAUUAGCAACCGAACAUCCGACAUUGCCACUGUUGACACAGGAGAAAACGAAUGUUGCACCAGUUUUGAUAGAAACAUCAACUUGUCUAUCCAAGCCGGCUGAUAGAGAAUCUUCAGCGCCAGCAAAACCCGUAUUGUCAGUAGAUGCAUCAUCGCUUUCCCCUGUAAAAGAGGUUUCGAGAAAACCCGAAUCGGUGUCGUUUUCAGGGAGUACUUUGGUGGAAGCAAAGUUCGGGCUAGAAAAACCGCAAAUGCAAGAAAAGAACACCGAAGGGUCUCUGCAGCAUUUAGCUGAAUGUCCUAACGACCACGUUCCAAGACCAGACACUGGAGUGUCCGUCGCACCGACCAAGAGCACCCUUCCGCAGUCCGAAGCUAAAGAGCAGACUUUGAUCACCGUUACUAGUAAGCAAGGGCCCAAAUCAACUACAAGCGCCUCAAUCAUUGCACCCCAAGGAAAACUGGAGAUCAAAAAAGACGACUUGAACGGAAGCACGGGCAAGCAAAGUCAAGCCGGGUCAGCAAAUGACAACGGAGCAGAACCGGACUGGUCGAUGGUGGCUGAAAGAGGCAGCGACGAGGAGACGGGAUCUGAACAAGAGAAGGAAAGUGAGCCCAUGUCCACGGGAGCUGUAGCAGAGGGAAAGAGUGAGGGAGAGCGCAGGGGGGUGAAGAGGCCACGUGCAGAAAGAGCCAGGGGCUACUACGAAUUCAAGGAGGAGAUCAACUACAACCGGGCGAAGUCGCCGGAGCCCGAACCAGAGGCAGAGGAGGAAAGGGAGCUGGAUUCUGGGUUGGUGCAGUUGGAUUCAUAUAACUGUGACUUGCACUUCGAGGUCGGGCAGGAUGGGUACAGUGGCCAGCCAAUGUUUUCAGAGAAGUUCCCCCUCUUGUGGUCGGGAUGCCGCCUAACCCAUGGAUUCAAUCAGGGAAGCGUGGGCUUUGAGGCUAAGCUUGUGAAGAAGCUACCAGCAGCUCACUUAAACGCAGAAGAUCCCGGCACUCACGUUUUAAGAGUUGGCUGGUCUCUCGACAAUUCCAGCUUCCAGCUCGGUGAGGUGGAGUUGUCUUAUGGUUAUGACGGGCGGGGCAAAAAGGUGACCGGUGGCAAGGAAGAGGAGUUUGGGGAGUCCUUUUCUGUGGAUGAUGUCAUCGGCUGUUAUGCUUCCUCCUCUGACGGCGAGGUGGAGCUCUCCUUCUGGAAGAACGGCUCCCCGGUCGGCUCGGCGUUCUCCGUGAGCCUGGCCCUCCUGGCCGGCCGGGCCCUGCACCCGCACGUGCUCUGCAGGAACGUCAGCGUGGCCCUCAACAUGGACCCCGCGGGGUCGCCGUGGUUCCCCGGGCCCCCGGGACACACCCCGUUCCCGGCCCUAGCCCCUGAGCUUCGGGUCCGGGCCCCGCUGCCCCCAGUCUCCAAGCAGCAGUGUGAAGUGUUGAUGAUGGUAGGCAUGCCUGGUGCUGGGAAGUCUCACUGGGCCCAGGCGCACAUGACCCAGAACCCAGAGAAGCGCUACAACAUCCUGAGCACACACACCAUCCUCCGCUGCAUGAAGAAUGCUCCGGAGUCUGAGGAGAAGGACCAGGUGAUUCAGCAGGCCACUCAGUGCGUCAGUCAGCUGAUCAAGGUGGCAGCACGCAGGCGACGAAACUACAUCCUGGAUCAGACGAACGUGUACACCUCAGCACAGCGGCGAAAGCUGCUGCACUUCGGCGGGUUCCAGCGCAGGGCGGUGGUCGUCUGUCCCGCUGACGAGGAGUGGAAGCGCCGCCUGGUAGCUCACCAGCAGCAGGAGGGCGAGGAGGUGCCGGACACGUGCCUCCUCAAAGUGAAGGUGAGCUUCACUCUGCCGCAGCAGGGCGAUUAUCUGGAGGAGGUGCUGUUCCCGGAGAUGUCCCGCGAGGAGACCGAGAAACUGCUGAGCGGGUACAAGGAGGAGGCCCGUCGCCUGCUCCCCAGCCAGCCCAAACGCAAGAGACACCGCAGCAACCGCAAGAACAGGCCCCCACCGAGCGGCCCCAGCCAGCCGCGCCGCAACCAGCCAGACUGGGGAUAUGGAGGGCCCAGAGGAGGAUAUAGCCAGCGAGGAUAUGGCCAUCAGCCAUAUUGGGGACCACCACGCAGAGAGGAAUACCGGCCAUUCUACAGUCAGUACCGCAUGGAAUAUGACCCGUUUUAUGGCCGCAACUAUGACCCGCAGCGGUACAGAGAUUACUACCAGCAAUACACUGGAGAGUGGAAUCGCUCUUUCCAAGACCAGGGUCACUAUGGCAACAGGAACUAUGGUUACGGCAGCUACCGUGGGUAUCGAUAAACCAAAAAAGAAUUAUCUCUUAACAGUGCAGCUAAAAUAAUUUCUGUUCUUACUUUUUUUAAUCCGUCAGAAAGAAAAGGCUAAGUGUCCAUUUCUAUUCUGAAUCUUGGGGAUUUUAAUAUUUUAUUCAAUCUUUUCUAUUGUUUUUCAUUAUAUUUUGGGUUUUUUUGGUUUGUUUUAUUCUUUUUUCUCAAUAGGAAAAAACUACCACUCACUAGAAAAUGGAGAGUGCUAUUUUAAAAUAAUGGUAAUUGGGGGGUGGUUAGCGAUUGGUAAUGUUAAAAACCUUUUUAUAUUUUGUAAACUUAAAGAAUGCAAAGGUUUACAUUUCUGAGGAGAUUAAUGGCCAUAAUUUCGGAAUAUGUUCCUGCAACAAUCAAGAGCUAAUACAUUUUUUUUGUUAGAAAUGAGACUAAUUACAUUUAUGCAGUCUUAAUGUUUGAAAACGCCUAAUUUUACUGGACAUUUUAUACAGUGUAAAUAGAUUUUCUAUAUCAUAAAUCACUGUAAAUCUCCUACGUCAUACAGUGCUUCCUUUUUAUAUUUGCUUUUACAUUCUGGCUCCCAUUUUAUGCAUUUUUGCUAGUACUCUUUAUAACCUGGUUCCCUGAUUGUGGAUCUCAAGGAGUGAGUACUGUAAAUGUGCACACGCAUACAUACACACACACACACACACACACACACACACACACACUCAAACGUCUUACAUUUCAGUCUUUUCUUAUUAGUUGAUUCCUAUUUCGGGCCAGUUAAAAAGAAACUAGUUGAAUUUAUUCAGGGAAAAGGUUUUGAGAAGCUCUCUGUGUGCAGGUGGCCCGUUCGGGCCAGCCGUGUUUUAUAUUUAGUAAACUUCAAAUAUUACUUUUGUUCAAAGCAAAUCCUUUUGCUUCAAAUAUCUAAUCCAUCUAAAUCAGUUGCUUUGUGUACUAAUCCGUAGUGGUUUCUUUCAAGUUUUUUCAUGCGUGUAGUUUUCCUUUAUUGGCUCAAGCUUUGGCCUAGAGAUUCAUGGUUCUGUACAUUAAUUUGGUGUGUGGGUGUACACUGUCAAUUCUCACUUUUUUUGUUGUUGUUGCCAUUUCUCUUGCCUUUGUCAUUCAAUCGAUAACCCAUGAACAUUAUUACUAUGCGAUAUCAUUACAAUAGUAAGGCAGCCUACUGUUCAUUUUCACCAGGAUAAAUCAUAUUACUUUGCCAUUGAACUUAAGUUAGAAUGAUUCAGGAAUUGUCAGUUAAGGGGGUCUCUCAGCCUUUGUUAAAUGACCCCUCUGUCUUGACUUUUCAGGGAUUUUGUAGCUGAAACUUUCACUUUUAUAUUUAUCAGUUACAAAAUGAAGCUUCAUAUAAAGAAUUUAGCAGUUGUUUAUAAUCCAGGAUCCUGGAUGUUUGAUCAAGCCUUUUCUGUUGACCAUUAAGAAUUGACUGAAGGUUUGCAGGAAGCCAAAAAUACAUGUAUAACUGAAGGUUAGUGUUUAAAUGUAAAUAUUACUUAGACAAUAUGAUGUAAUACACUUUUUAUCCAUCAAACACUGUUCUGGCAAAAAGAAAAAGCAUUGAAAUAACUGUGCUCGACAAGGCAUGCGGGUGAGAGAUCCCCUUGGACUGACUGUUCAAGAAGUUUACUCCAGAUUUAGCUGGAGUUAAAUGUACAAUUGAAUGUUGAAGUUUAUUACAGUUGUGCUAUUUUUUUUUUUUUAAUUGCUUGUCGUAUUAAUACAAUUUAUUGAAGUUGGAGAGCAGCUUAAUUUUGCACUAUGUGACAUGUUUGUUUAAUCAGGGCUUGUUUGAUCAUUGAAAUUGUUUCCCAAAAUAACAUUGUUGAACAUUUUGUAUGUAUAAAGUUGCAUAUAUUGUUAUUUUAAAAUUGCACUUUUUUGAAAAAGUUGACAUGAAUGCACAAAAGGGUGUUUUUACAAAUGAUAGUGUGGAGUCCUAGAAUGCAGUUGAACCUUAAAGCUAAAACAUGCUUUAGUUGCAUGUAUUGCUGUUAUUGUGGAUGCUCUCUUGUUCUUCCUGGGGAGCGGGGGGGGGGCAGGGGAUAUUAUUCAGAACACCCAGCCUUACUUGAAAAACAUACUUUUGUCUAGCUCACUGAAUAAAAUAAAAUAAUACCAAAUGGGGGAAAGCAGCCCCUAAACAAAAAUAUACAUCCUAAUUUUAAAAAAAAGAUUUUAGAAUUUGGUAAGAAUUGUCAUUAUAAUGUUGUUACCACCAUUCUAUAUUAGUUGAGUAAUUAAUCCAUUUCUAUGCAGAGCCACAUAUGGGCAAAGUCCUCUAUUAUUUUUGCACUGUUUUAUUUAUCCAUCCAAAUAAUGCUUUUUUAUUUUAAUUUUUUUUAAAGCCAUUCUAACCUUUUGAAAAAAGUACAUUUCUAUCGUUUUACUUGGCUUCUGAUGGUUCUGACUAUUAAAAUAGCCCUAUAGGAUUUUUGUACAAGAGUGUAUCAUUAGUAUAGCUGCUGUUUUCCAGGCCUUUGGAGAAUGAUUAUAUUGAGAAAAUAUUUGAAAUAUCAUCUUGUAUUCAGAUGAUUCACAUUUUAUUUUGGAAUGGAAAAAAUAUCACUAAGGUUGUCAUUGCAAAGAAAACAUCUAAAUGAAUAUUGAUUUUAUUUUGUUUAAGCAUGGAAGAUAGUUUGAGGCCAAUAAAGCAAAGCAUUUUACUGAAGAA
Messenger RNA from Conger conger (European conger), 5523 nucleotides. Its product is annotated as heterogeneous nuclear ribonucleoprotein U-like protein 2. Gene Ontology annotation, cellular component: membrane. The transcript is spliced from 14 exons. The coding region runs from base 136 to 2859 and encodes 907 amino acids. Gene Ontology annotation, molecular function: protein binding. The record is from RefSeq and is a predicted model, not a curated record. NCBI's taxonomy places the organism in Eukaryota, Metazoa, Chordata, Actinopteri, Anguilliformes, Congridae.